AUGGCGUUCAUGCGAUACGACUACAGGGCGCUGCCGCAGGGGGAGACGACGGUGGAGGAGUUCAGGGCGUGGCUGGCGCAGUUCGACGCGGACGGCGACGGGCGGAUCAGCCUGGAGGAGCUGCGGGAGGCGCUGCGCAGCCUGGACCUAUGGUUCGCGUGGUGGAAGGCGCGGGAGGCGCUGCGGGACGCCGACGCCAACCGCAACGGCCUCGUCGACCCCGACGAGAUGGGCAGGCUCUACGCCUUCGCGCGCAGGAACCUCCACCUCAAGAUGGGCGACCUGCAGGAAGGCCAGCUUGAUAGUUUCUGAAUCUCUUUCUGCUCGAUCCGCAUCCGCCCAUCUCCUACU
This is a messenger RNA of Lolium rigidum, 351 nucleotides long. RefSeq names its product calcium-binding protein 2-like. Bases 1 to 312 code for a protein of 103 amino acids. Gene Ontology annotation, molecular function: calcium ion binding; enzyme regulator activity. NCBI's taxonomy places the organism in Eukaryota, Viridiplantae, Streptophyta, Magnoliopsida, Poales, Poaceae. The transcript has a single exon. The record is from RefSeq and is a predicted model, not a curated record.